Fraxinus pennsylvanica is the source of this 1311-nucleotide messenger RNA. The record is from the annotation of a GenBank genome assembly. Lineage: Eukaryota; Viridiplantae; Streptophyta; Magnoliopsida; Lamiales; Oleaceae.
AUGCAGAAACCUUCCAUCUUCUUCCUACUUUGCUUUUUGUUGCAGUGUUUUUGCUCUUCAAAAUCGGAGUCGUUUGUUGGAGUAAAUUACGGCAUAGUUGCCGACAACCUUCCGCCGCCGGAAGCCACGGCGAAGCUCUUGAAGUCGACAAGCUUCGAGAAGGUGCGGCUGUACGGAGCCGACCCGGCGAUUAUCAAGGCGCUGGCGAACUCCGGUAUUGGAAUCGUGAUCGGCGCCGCUAAUGGGGAUAUUCCUGCGAUGGCUUCCGACCCGAACUUCGCGGGCCAAUGGGUCAAUUCGAAUGUGAUGGCGUAUUACCCGGCGAGCAAUAUCAUUGUCGUCUCUGUUGGUAACGAGGUCGUGACCUCAGGGGAUCAGAAUCUACUGUCCAAUCUCUUACCCGCCAUGCAAAAUGUCCAAAAUGCCCUCAAUGCAGCUUCACUAGGUGGAAAAAUCAAGGUCUCGACUGUUCAUUCCAUGGCAGUAUUGGGCCAGUCGGAACCACCAUCAGCAGGGGCUUUCAAUCCUACUUUUGGAGACACAUUGAAAGCGUUAUUGCAGUUUCAAAGUGAUAACAGUUCACCUUUUAUGAUCAAUCCGUACCCUUUCUUUGCCUAUCAAAGUGAUCCGAGGCCUGACACGUUGGCUUUCUGUCUGUUUCAACCAAAUGCUGGUCGAGUGGACUCAAGAACGGGUAUUAAAUACAUGAACAUGUUCGAUGCCCAGGUUGAUUCUGUACACUCGGCAUUGAGUGCAAUGGGAUUCAAGGAUGUUGAGAUUGUGGUUGCUGAGACGGGAUGGCCUUAUAAAGGAGACCCAAAUGAAGUUGGCCCAAGUUUGGACAACGCAAAAAACUAUAACGGGAACUUGAUAAACCACCUCAGAUCAAAGGUUGGCACACCACUAAUGCCCGGAAAAUCUGUGGAUACAUACAUCUUUGCACUCUAUGACGAGAAUUUGAAACCUGGUCCGGGCUCAGAGCGGUCUUUUGGGCUCUUCAGGCCCGAUCUUUCCAUGAUUUAUGAUCCUGGUCUUUCAAAGAGCGCACAGACACCAGCACCAAGUGCAAUGACUCCCGCUCCAACAGCAUCAGCAACAACCUUGACUCCUAGUCCGAUUCCCGUGAUGCCUAAUCCAAAAACGCCAACAACUCCUGCAAUUCGUGCUCCAAUAACUCCCGCUACUCCCGUAACUCCAGUGACACUACCACCAGGAUUAGGAAUUCGUGGAACUGCAACCUCUUUCAAGCCGCUACACUCUCUACUACUAAUCCUAGUUGCAUUUACCCUGGUGGAACUGCGUAGAGAGUAG